UCGUCGAUCAUACAUUCCCAAAAGAGGGAGUGUAUAUUCUUUCAACACCCCGCGCUUGUCGUUGUAAACGAUAGAAAGAGCUGGACUGCGGACUUUUAUGCAAUAACCUCGUAUCUACCCAAGGCAAUAUCAGAUCUCAAGAUGUACUUACAACUUGGGGAGACGACAGUCGAAGAGGGUCCUGACAUUCUAAGGCUAGCUGAGAGUUCGGAUAAAAUGCCUCGUAAUUCCUACUUGAAUCUUGAUCAGCGUUUCACUAUCGAAUGAGAGCACCUCAGUGAGAUGCCAUGGAACGUCAAUGUCAACGUUGACAGUGAAGACCGCAAGAAGCUAGAUUUCAAGAUUAGCGAACUAGAAGCUCAGCAGAAUCGAUACAUCUACAAACCACUCCCAGCGAGCUUCCACGCCGUUGCUCCCGGUCCAGUUGUCAUGCUGACCAAUCCUCCGAGAUCGAGCACACUUGGAGCCCCGGUCAUUGUCCUAGUAAACGACUUCCCCCUUUUCCGUUUCUUACGUGUCAAGUUCCAAGCCGACAAUGCUAGGUUGGGCUUACGUGGCAUGCCGAAAUACGACAUUGGUCAAGAACACUGUUUGAGGCUGAGCGAAAACGCGCAAGACGGCAUCGAGGGCAAGCCCGUGCGUCUGUUCGAGCAUGGGUCACCAGAACUCCGUGAAGUAUCAUUCGUAGAAGUCACCCAGGAGGUAAAGACCACAACUGCCGAUCGCCUAAG
Molecule: messenger RNA, 731 nt
Organism: Paraphaeosphaeria sporulosa
Lineage: Eukaryota; Fungi; Ascomycota; Dothideomycetes; Pleosporales; Didymosphaeriaceae
Exons: 3
Source: RefSeq, a predicted model, not a curated record